AUGAAUCAACCAAAAAUGAUAGAAAAUGAAAAAGAUCUUGAUUGUUAAGGGAAACACAAAUUGCCUAUAUCCAUGGUUGUCUUAGAUCCUAAACUAAGAUCAAAUUAAAGACUUCUAUGUUAAUAAUGCAUUGAUGAUUAUGAAACAGACGCCAAGACUAUAGGAUUUAAAAAAGUUAUUUAGAUGCUUGAAGAUAAUAGAAAAAAAUUAUUAGAAACCUUAGAGGUUAUAAUCAAAUAAAAUAUUUAAAAUGUUGAGUUAUUUUAAACUCAAGUCUAUAAUUUGAAGUCAAAUCUUAUUCAGUAAUUAGAUCAUAUGAUUGGUAAUACAAAGGAUUGGAUAUCAAACUUAUAAUCCGCAGGUUCAAAGUAUAGAGAGUAUAGUUUCUAUGAAGAGUUAGAUUCAAUUGUAAUGAAUUAAUCAUCAGCUUAUAAGGAUCAGAUUAAUUUAUCAAAUCAAAUUAAUAUGCUAUAUGAUACUUGGAAUACAAAAAUUAAUUCAAAACUAGAAAUAUUUAAAUCAUUUCAAGAAUAUAAAAAAUGUAAAGACAUAUUGAACAAUCUAACUCAAUAAUCUUAACGUGUAGAAUAAAUAAGCUCAAAUCCAACUAUUAAGUAAAAUAUCCCUUAAGAUAAGAAGUAAUACAAUUUAGUCACUAACAAUUUAGUGGUUUAAUAAUACUUAAGUCCAAGUAAGUUAGAAUUUAUUUAUAAUUCAAUUAAGCAACAUGA
This is a messenger RNA of Paramecium sonneborni, 731 nucleotides long. The record is from the annotation of a GenBank genome assembly. Lineage: Eukaryota; Ciliophora; Oligohymenophorea; Peniculida; Parameciidae.